Molecule: messenger RNA, 2403 nt
Organism: Leptosia nina
Lineage: Eukaryota; Metazoa; Arthropoda; Insecta; Lepidoptera; Pieridae
Source: the annotation of a GenBank genome assembly
AUGGACCCAAACCUUAAUUUAGGUGACUCUAUAGAAAAAUUUGAUAUUAAAAUUAAGUCAAAACCAAAAGAUGGUGUAAUUUUACAGCUUCACCACACAGUUCGAGGUUCGAAUGGCGAAAGUCGGCGUAUAAGGUUUUCUUCAGCCGUAUUUGAUGACUCUCAGGAAAAAUUAGCGUGUGCCGACAAUGUUGGAAACAUUUUUAUACUCGAUUUUGCAGAUCUCAAAUUUUGGAAAAUAACAAACCGAGGAGCCUUCACCGCACUUCACUUUUUUCCAAAUAAAUUGGAGACAUUAAUCGUGGCAAAUAAGAGUUAUAACAUAAACCUCAUUGACAUAGAAUCAGGUGCAAUCUCACUCACACUGUCUGGCCACAGUGCUCCUAUAAAACACUUAUCGUUUUCAAAUAACAAAAAGAAUAAUCUUUUAACAGCUAGUGCAGUCGAAGCCAUUUUAUGGGAGCUCACUAAUUUUACAAAAUAUUUUACACUAAAUACUUAUUCUGGUGCUCAAAUACAACAAAUUAUGUUUACUCCGUCUGGGGAGUAUCUAGUGUCUUGUUUUCAAAAUGAUACUAUUCAAGUGUGGAGGCAUGAUACUAUGAAAUCAGUGAAGCAAAUUAUCCCGAGUGAACUCAAACACCUGAAAAGCAUAGCAUUUACAAUGAACGGCAGAGCUAUGGCAAUAGCCGGUCUCUCUACCACCUUAAUCCUGUUUAGCAUGGAUACCUGGAAAGCACUUUUAUCACUAGAUUUAACAAAGUUUAAUAUAUCUGGUGCUCAACAAGUUUCAUUUCUUCCACAAGUUUUUGAUGGAGGCUCCAAUAAGAUCCUUGGUGUUUUAAGCAGUGAUUGUAUAGUCUAUUUGAUCAACAUAGAAUCAGUGAAACUUGUUCAUGUAGUCCGCUUUGAAUCAUCAGGCAUUAGAGAUUUCAUUGUUAGCCCUACGGGAAAAUAUUUUUUAUGUAUACUACAACUGGGAGAAGUUAAUAUUUAUAACACAUCAUUUGUACUGGAUUUAGCAAAAAUUUCAAAGGAGAAAGUAACCGUGCCAAUAAAAUCAAUGCCACAUAUGGUAUCAAAAAACGAUUUACAUACUAAAUUUGAGGUUGAAAAAAGAAUGCGCACUUGUAUGGAUAGUGUUAGAUUAAGAAGAAUUCUCAUGCAAUAUGGAGAGUAUCCGGAAAAAUUUAGAUCAGUUAUUUGGCGAUCACUACUCGCCACUCCAAGAAAUAAAGUAGCCUAUUCAAAUCUCAUAGACAAAGGUAUUCACCCUGCUUUCAAAAAUAUUGAGAAACAGUUCACAAUCCACAGUUCCAUGACCCUAAAGAAUCUUAAAAGGUUGCUUUCUUGUCUUGCACAUUGGUGUCCAUUAUUUGGAGUCUUAAAAUUUCUACCAGGAUUUGUAUUUCCAUUUGUAAAGGUGUUACAGAAAGAUCCACUGUUACUAUUUGAAUGUGUAGCGACAGUUCUUUUAAACCAAUGCCAGCUUUGGUUUGAGUAUGCUCCAUUUCCUCCCCUCAGUAUAUUAGCCAUAAUUGAGAAUAUUCUUGCUGAACAUGACCAGCAGCUUCUGGAUCAUUUUUGUGAUCUCGGAGUUACAAGUCAAAUCUAUGCUUUAAAAAUUCUAGAAACAGCUUUUAGUGAAGUUCUCACAUGUUCGGAAUGGUUAAUUCUCUGGGAUCAUGUGAUAAGUAACGAACCCUCUUUUAUCAUUAUGGCUGUAGUCUCUUACAAUAUCAUUCAAAAAACAGCAUUAAGGAGAUUAACAACAUAUGAAGAAUUAGAGAAUUUCUUUCACAAGCAAAAUCCAUUAGAUAAAAAAGCAUUUUUGAAAAAGACGUACUCUUUGUUAAAUGAGACCUCUGAAGACAUCCACCCCAGGCGUUUUAUUAAAUCUUUUACAUCUCUCGAUAAAGGUUUAUGCUACCAACAAUUCUCAGGCUACCCGAAGGCUACAAUUUGCUUAAAGUUGGCUAGAAAAGAGAAGAAAAAGAAUAAGAGUGAUGGAUAUACCUUAACAGAGCUAACGUCAAAAAGUCAAGAACAAGAAAUAAUAAAUCGAUAUAAAUUUAGAGAAAAUGAAUCUAUGCACAAAUGUAGUGGUGAUGAUGUUGAGCAUUUCCUAACGGACAGACAUCGUAAAAAGAAGCAGCACGAGAGUGUACAGAGAAAAGGCGAUUUUGUUAAUAAGGAUGUUAAAGCAGAUUUAAUCAAGAGUAUUAUGUGUCCAGCUACUGUUAAUUUAAAGAAAGGCAGACGGCAUUCGGAAAGAUCGUGUAAAAAAGUAGAGGAAUCAGACAAGGCCGAAUCGAUUUCGAAAAAUAAGAAAGCUAUAAAAAACAAUCAACUAGAGAAAGCUGUUGAAAAACUACUCAUCGAUUCGGAAACAUCUAGGUCCUAG